AUGAUGAAACUAUUUAAAAAGAAGAAAUCAGACAAAAACAUAGCAAACACCAUCGUGCAACAAGACACAAGGGAAUUUGAAUCGCCCAAUGUCAAGAGGCAGCCUAAAUCUCCCAUCGCCACAAUUCCUGUUGCCACCAACAUGGACGCAUCAAGAUCCUCGUCCCCUCCUGUCAUUGUCAUGCCAAAGCCUCGAAGGCUGUUGACGCCUACUCGUGCCAUUCUAGGGAGAUUUGACCAUGACAAAACCCAAGUCGAGGAAGAUGAACUCGACGGGCAACUUGCACAUCAACAGGAGAUCUCGCCCAUUUUGUUGCCAACCCCUCGAGAAGAGCCAUUGCUGCCUCAACUUGUCAAGCCUGUUGCUUGUCAUUUGACACAACCAUCGCAGCAGCAGCACCAGCAGAAUGCCAUUACCACAUCCUCACUGUCUACUAUCAUGAGCGAUGAUUCCAGCCGAGUGUAUGAAUCCGCACUGGAGUCUCUUUCUGAUACAACAGAAGAGAGUCAUGUAGCAGAGUUACCUGACUUGCUCAUGCUGAAGAAGCAGCCUUCCUACAAACCCAUUGCCAAUCCAUUGCACGUUCCCUUGCCGUCGCCGCAGCAGCAGCCACCAGCUUUAGCACAACUGUCACCCCAGCAACAACAACAGCCUCAAAUGCAGCAACAGAUACAGCAAGAUAUCAUUGCCAGUGGUAUCAUAUCGGACGCUUCUUCUCGAACCAUGAGUCCACAGUAUUAUACUCGGAAAAGAACAAAUACAGGUCCACCAUCAGGAUCAUCUGCUAUUACUGUCACACCCUUACAAGCUCAUAACAAGCAAACAUUGACCCCCAUUGCUGCAACCAUUUACGAACCGCAGCGACAACAGCACAUGCCGCCACCUCCUCAACCAGCUCAAACAUUGCUAGCAGAUCAACAACAACAACAACAACAACAACAGCAGCAGCAGCAGCAGCAGCAAAAGGAUGACCAAGAGUUUCUGUUAAGAGAACUUAAAAAGCAGGUAGAGCUUAUUGAAAAGCAGCGUAUUAAGGAUCGUGAAGAAUGGAACCGCAAAGAGCAAGAGCUUUUGACACAUCGCCACCAGAUGAUGGAAACCUUGAUUGAAACCAAAGAUCAACUGACAAACGUACUGAAGAAUCGAGAAGAGGAGAAUAACAAGGCAAAACUGACAUACUAUGACAAGCAGUUAAAGCAGCAGCAGUUGCACCAAAUGCAAAAGCAAGUGAUUGAGAUGGGAUUGAGCCAACAGCAGCAGUUACAGCAGCAAGAGGAAGAUGCCGUCGAUGAGCCUCUGCCUGUCACACGACUGAAUGGUCAUUAUUAUCAGCAAACAUACUAUUAUGAAAACGAUCAAGAGGUGCCAUUAGAUGAGCACGCUGUCGAUGGCGAUGAAGCUCCCAUGUACCAUCAACGACGCGUCCGCAACCGAAGCAAAUCAGACGAGCAAAUGAAGAACAACACACGUAGCUCAUCAAGAUCAAGUUACCACUACCAACAGCAGCAUCCAGUUGUGGAUGAUGGUGGCAGACGAAGCAGCAACAGUAGAAACAACUAUACAAACGAAGACAUGCUCGUCUCAAAUCGAAAACCUGUUUCUCGUCGUGCUAGCAACGCCAGCAAUAAAAGCAGUGGUGCUGGUCAUAUGUUUGAUCAUACAAGUCCUGCAACUACACUUGUUUCAAACCACACUGUCAGUAAAGGCAGACGACCUCGUGCUCGAUCCAUUGAGUCAGCCAGAUGGCACGAAGAGCAACAGCAGCAGCAAAUGAUGAUCAAGAUGAAUGCUGUACCACCUGUGUACAUAGAUGAAAUGAUGGUGCCUUGUGAAAAACUUCGAAAAAGCAGAUCAGCCGGCAGAGAUCUUCACAGCAUGCGCCCUGUAUCCAGAGCAUCUUCUGUGUAUAAUAUGUAUUAUGAGGAAAACGAUCUCAUGGACGAUGAAUUGUUUGAUAGCCAGCCUAGCUUCUAUGAUGGCGGCUACUAUAGUAACUACAUGGAAAAUAUACCGCCUAGCAAGCAACAGCAGCAAAUGAUGUCAAGAUACAAUUCUGAUAUACCCUACUAUCCACCACAACAGCAACAACAGCCACCUCAACAGUACGUGUAUUCACCGGUGGAUUACUAUUACCAGCAGCAACCACAGCCAAGACACAAUCAAAGGUACAAUGCAAGACACCAUUACAGCUACAAUUGA
Messenger RNA from Mucor velutinosus, 2199 nucleotides. RefSeq lists its product as uncharacterized. The transcript is spliced from 2 exons. The coding region runs from base 1 to 2199 and encodes 732 amino acids. The record is from RefSeq and is a predicted model, not a curated record. NCBI's taxonomy places the organism in Eukaryota, Fungi, Mucoromycota, Mucoromycetes, Mucorales, Mucoraceae.